AGAAACCGUUGCAUUAAUGGAAAGUUCAAGGUAGUGGCAUGAUGUUUGUCGCAGCUUCAUUACUUUCCAAACAUGCUCCAUAGACAUCUCGAACCAUCCCUUCUCACCAUUUCAUAUUGUAGAUAUUAUUCCUUGGACGCUCCGCCCAAAUUUCUAAUUCUCUAUAAAGAGCUGAGGGUCAUUACUUCUGUAAUGGAUUUAAUCUAAACUUUGCCAAUUCCGUCAAAUCAUCUAUGGUCCAGUGGAAACGCUCCAGAUCUCUCACACAUGGCCUUAUCUCAAUCACAGCAGACUUAAUGUCCCUCCAGGUGCCAACCAUCUGUGUCGUUACAGGUGAGGCCUCUGCUGCUGGGUUCAUGUUAGCUCUUUCUCAUGAUUAUGUGGCAAUGCAUGCGGACAAUGGGUUUCUUUGCAUGAGUGAUCUUAAUAAUCUGGUAACUAAUCGAUACUUCUUGAGCAUGAUGAAGGCCAAGGUUAAAGAUGAGGAAAUGUUUAAGGAUUUGGUGUUCCGAUCACUGAAGAUUCCAGCAAUAGAGGCAAUGGAUAAGGGGGUAAUUGAUUUCGUCGAGAAAACAGCAACGGAGACAGUGGAGGCGGCGUUAAAAUUGGGGCAACUUCUGGCAAAGAAAAACUGGAAUGGGAAAGUUCAUGCUUCCCUUAGGAAGAGGGCAUUUCCAGAAAUAGGUAGGGCAAUUGGGUUACCAGAUGAGGGCAAUGAAGUGUGAUAGAGUUCAUUUCUGCUAAACCGCUGGCCCAUUUGCUUGGGCUCCUAAUGAUAAAGGUCGGUAGGAAAUAAAUAAAAGUUAGUUUUGUUGCUUGUUGCUUAUUACUUGUUUCCUUUAAUGUAGAAGGCUUGCUGAAAUUAUGCAAAGUUUUAAAACUAUUUCGUAACUGUUUCAUAAACUUGAAGGCAUUGUCUUCAAGAGGUGAGAAAUUAGAUGGAAUAAUUGAGAAUUCUGAUUGAUAAGAGUUUAAAAGUAUCAAUAUUAAUGUGAUAGUUCAGCAAUGACAGAAAAUAGAAUGUUCUCUAAAAUCAUGGGAGCU
This is a messenger RNA of Asparagus officinalis (garden asparagus), 1044 nucleotides long. RefSeq names its product enoyl-CoA delta isomerase 1, peroxisomal-like. Gene Ontology annotation, biological process: fatty acid beta-oxidation. Gene Ontology annotation, molecular function: enoyl-CoA hydratase activity; delta(3)-delta(2)-enoyl-CoA isomerase activity. The record is from RefSeq and is a predicted model, not a curated record. Gene Ontology annotation, cellular component: peroxisome. The transcript has 2 exons. Lineage: Eukaryota; Viridiplantae; Streptophyta; Magnoliopsida; Asparagales; Asparagaceae. The coding region runs from base 234 to 725 and encodes 163 amino acids.